CUACAUUUCAACGUAUGGCGUCAUUGGCGUGUUUCAGACAGCAGACUUCAGUUCAGUUCUUCAUGUUCAUUGUUCAGUAUUCUCAGUUCUGCUUCUGUUAUUCUUGAGUUGAGUUGAGUUGAGUUGAGUUGAGUUUUAGUUGAGUUCUAUAAGUUCUAUCUAUAAGCGAUUUUGAGAAAAUUUGUUGCAUGAAUACCUAAUCCAUUCAGUGUAUUAAUCAAUAUCGUACUCACAACUUACGAAAUACUAAAUUGUCGAGCAAAAUAUACCUGCUGAUUCGGUCUGAACGUGUUUCAUGAUAUCAAAUUCUAAAGGGAAAAAAUGGCAACAUUAUCCUUAUCCGAAGAAAUAAAACUAGACGUUCACGAGAAUAAUGUCUUCAUUAUGAAUGAAUUCAGAGAACAGAAUCUCUUUUGCGACGUCACCCUGGAUAUCGAUGGUACUUUAUUUCCUUGUCAUCGUCUUAUUUUAAUGGCUUGGUCUCCAUAUUUUCGAACGAUGUUCAAUGGAAAUUUCAAGGAAAGCAGUUCGAACACCAUUUCCAUUCAAGAAAUUGGCGCAGAAACAAUGGAAAUCAUUUUGUACGCCGUUUACACCUCCCGAAUUCGUUUGCUUCCAGAAAAUGUGCAUUUUGUAUUGAAAGCUAGCCAUUUAUUCCAAAUGGACGUGAUCUUCAACGCAUGUGUGGACAGUAUUAUGAUGAAUGCGACUCAUAUACAUUACUUAAUCGAAACCUGUUUGUUUGCUAAAACCAUCGAACUUCAAAAGUUGUACGAUUAUUGUGUUGAGGGGAUAGCAGCCGAUUUCUUACACUGGGGAAAGACAGACAGUUUUCUGAAUCUCCCAUUCGAAGCUGUAAGGGAAGUAUUGUCAAAGGUCAGUUCUACUUCUAGUUUCACCGAUGAUGACCUUUUCGCGACAAUUAUAAAAUGGUGUAAAAAUAGUCACACCAGUGCGACGGAUAUCAAAGUACUCGUUCAAACUCCUAAAUUUACGAGCAGAGCCCUUGCGACGUCUCUGAUCGCGGAAUUGGUUUUCAACAGUGGAAAAUCAUUCUCGAGUAGUGAAGAUAACAAUGAUGAAAAUUCUGACGAUAAACUUCAAUCAAACUGCGAUAUGAAUUUAAAUGUCUAUCUGCACGGUGUCGAUGUUAAAAGUGGAGCCAAAGGAUGGGGAACAUUGAAGCUGAAUGACUCAUUUGAUACGUAUACAUUAUUGAACUUUCGACCUGAAGAUUCUUCGUUUAGAAGAAUAUGUACCAUCGGAACGAAGAUUUAUUGUUUUGAAUGGGAUUGUCUAAAAAAAAAAUGUCGUUUUUCUUAUUACGCAGAAGACAGCGUUGAAGUAACAUUGAAAACACCAAAUAAUUUUCCUUGCCACAGCGAGAACUGUAAUUUCGAAAUGAUAGCGGUGGAAAAUAAUAUUUAUCUAUUCUAUGUACUCUCUGAUACGAACAUUUGGAUUUACAAUUGUGAACUUGGCCGGUGGCAGUACUCAACGUUAGGAUUCGGAUUUGGUAAUAGUUUUGCGCGUAAUAUCAAAGCAGCUCUGCAGAAUUGUUCAAAUUGGUUUGCUCUCACAUCUUUGGAUCAUGGUUUAUAUGUUAUUGGAUGUAAAGACUGUACCAACAAUUCUGAUGAAAGAUAUAUUGCGCAAAUUGAUACUCGUACUAAAAGUACAACUAGAAAUUACACGGCAUUUCCUAAACCAUUUCAACAUGAAAAUUCAGCCGUUUGCGCUUUUGAUGGAAAAAUUGUUGUUUCCGGCUCCGACCACAGCGGUACUUUACACAAUACGUUCAGUAUUUUCGACGUGACAGCGGGUCAAUGGAGAACUGAUCUAAAACCCAUGAAUGAUGGCAGAGCAAGACACAAAUUGAUUCAUAAUAAUGGAUUCAUCUACACAUUGGAUAGUAGAUCAUUUAUGAAGAACGAAAAAUAUGACGUUGGUUUGAAUACGUGGAUCGAAAUGCCAAAUUUGCCAGAUCGAGUACAAUCCGUCAAUGCUGAUUCAGUAAAAGCGACGAUUGGUUGUAAACAAAUUUUCCAUGUUAAUGUUGAUUCCCCUUCAUCUUAGUGUGGUUCGUUGCUUUGAAUAGAAAAGUUCAAAAUAGAAGAACCUAUGUUACCAUUUUUUUUGUAAUUUUGAAUAAGUACCUAAAAUAAUUGUUUAUACUUUGUGAAAAUAAAAUACAUUUUUUGAAUCGAA
Planococcus citri (citrus mealybug) is the source of this 2208-nucleotide messenger RNA. Its product is annotated as kelch-like protein 40a. The record is from RefSeq and is a predicted model, not a curated record. The coding region runs from base 322 to 2076 and encodes 584 amino acids. Gene Ontology annotation, molecular function: protein binding. Lineage: Eukaryota; Metazoa; Arthropoda; Insecta; Hemiptera; Pseudococcidae. The transcript is spliced from 2 exons.